Molecule: messenger RNA, 1927 nt
Organism: Scomber scombrus (Atlantic mackerel)
Lineage: Eukaryota; Metazoa; Chordata; Actinopteri; Scombriformes; Scombridae
Gene: rbm24b
Product: RNA binding motif protein 24b
Exons: 4
Coding region: 24-734 (236 amino acids)
Cellular component (GO): cytosol
Molecular function (GO): mRNA 3'-UTR binding
Source: RefSeq, a predicted model, not a curated record
GUUUUUACAUAUCCACUUAAAGUAUGCACUCGGCGCAGAAAGACACCACCUUCACCAAGAUCUUUGUGGGAGGUCUUCCUUAUCACACAACAGACUCGAGUCUCAGGAAAUAUUUCGAGGUGUUUGGAGACAUCGAGGAGGCUGUGGUCAUCACUGAUCGGCAGACGGGGAAAUCCAGAGGUUAUGGAUUUGUGACCAUGGCAGACCGGGCCUCUGCUGACCGAGCCUGCAAAGACCCAAACCCCAUUAUAGACGGCAGGAAAGCCAAUGUGAACCUGGCCUACCUUGGGGCCAAGCCCAGGGUCAUACAGCCAGGAUUUGCAUUCGGCAUGCCUCAGAUCCACCCAGCAUUCAUCCAAAGACCUUACGGGAUCCCUGCCCACUAUGUCUACCCUCAGGCCUUUGUCCAACCCAGUAUGGUGAUCCCUCAUGUACAACCCUCUGCUACUUCGACAACAGCUGCUGCAGCAGCCACUUCCCCAUACCUUGACUAUACUGGAGCAGCAUAUGCCCAGUACUCUGCGGCUGCUGCCACUGCUGCCGCUGCUGCUGCUGCUUAUGAGCAAUAUCCGUAUGCGGCCUCACCAGCACCGACAGGCUACAUGACUACAGCAGGGUAUGGGUACGCAGUCCAGCAGCCACUCGCCACUGCUGCCACUCCAGGAGCUGCUGCUGCCGCUGCUGCCUUCAGCCAGUACCAACCUCAGCAGCUCCAGACAGAUCGCAUGCAGUAAAACAUGAAAACUACCUUAGAGGUGGAACGCAGUUGAGAUUAUGGGCUCCCAUGAGAAGGGCAAAGCUAGGAGGGAGAAAAAUCUAGAGGUUGAAAGAUGGUUGUCAGUCUCAGGUCCAAAGAACCUGAAAAAAUCACAAGAAAUGUCGCAACAAAUGAGGAGAUACUGUAUAUUUUAUUCAGAUGAGAUCAGUAUUUGUCACCAUUAAAUAUUUAAUGUUAAUUGAAAUAGACUCACUUGACCUCAUUGCUGAAUUUUGUAUAUAUAUUGCAGAGGAAAAAUUCCCAAGUGCAUUCAUGUCUUAUGAUCAGGUUUCUUCCCCACUACUUUGAAAACCAAAACAUUGGCAUACAUAUGAGUACAGUAUGUUAUGUCAUGCAGUUUUCAGUAUUUCAUAGUUUUGGACCAGUAUUUUGUUUGGUAAAGCUAUGCAGAUAACAAUAGAAAAAGUGUAAGUGUUUUGUUAGGAUUGUUCUCCUUUUCAUAACUGUUUGGUUUGAGAUAGAAUAGACACCCUCAUCUAGCUCCCCUUUAAAAUGUAUUUUCUAGACAGUAGAUGAGACAAAAGGCUGAGGUGACAGCUGAAGCUGGAAAAAGCACUCACUAUUCUCUCCCUUUUAAAUUGCACCUCAAGUGAGCUUAGCAAAAGGGGGAGAAACAUUAUUGAAUGUGAAUCUUGCAUUUUGAGAAAAUGUUUCCUAAUGUGCCUUUUUAAAUUAUGCUAUUUAUGUAUUUAUUAUGGAGCCUUACAGUAAUAAACCCUUUAUUUUUGUGUCUAUGUGUUAGUAUGAAGACUACAAUGAAACAUGUCCAUGUGUGCUGCUGCAUUUUGAAUGAUCAAAAGCAUAUGAUGGAUGUUUAAACUUGGUUUAAUAAAACGCUACACUAUGUAUAAAGAACAAAAUAUGAAAAGUAGCAAUAAGUCCAAAGCUUUUUUCCUGUUUUCUGUAGAUUUAAUGUUGUUGUCUCAAAUAGAUUCUUAAUUCUUUAAUGUCGCUUUUUAUACUUGACCAGUUUGAUAAAGGAGUGUAAGAACUGUUAACUUUUUUUUCUCUCUACAUUUGGUGUCAUUUGACAUUGAAUGUUUUCAAAUGCAAGAGCAUCACCUAUUUCACCUUGCAUAUUGUAAUGCAUGACUCAAAAUGAUGCAAACAUUUAAUAUGUGAAAUAAAAGGAAGUUUACCUCAACUUUU